GUGGAUGUGACGGUUAUUUUACCAACGGACAACCAGGACAGCACUAGCGGUUUCUGUAACUUCUCUGAGGUCUUGUGUUUGGUGAUCUGACCUUGGCUGGUGUUCAUCUUGGUCUUGCAGUGAGUGUGUGUGAGUGAGUGAUGUGUCCUCCAUGGUGACCCAUGGGCCGCUCUCCUAUCAGCCUGUCUACACUGAAGCUGGGGAGGUUAAAGGUUAUCCGCAGGCAGCUGCUUCAGCGCUAUGAGCACCAGCCCUUUGUCUCGUGCCUGGCUGGACUCUAUGGCUGCCAGUGGAGACGCUACCAGAGGGCUAAAGCCCAGUCGGGGGAGUGCUGCUGCAGUCGGUUGGAGUGCGGUAGUUUUGGCCUCAUUAUCAUCACAUUUUUCUUGACCCUGGAGUUUCUGUAUUUCUGGAGCCAGGCUCAGAACGACUAUGAUGACUUUGAUUGGUUUAACUUUGGAAACAUGGGGUUCUGGUUCCCCUGGUCAUUGGUGCUGCUGGUGGUGGCUGCAGGCCUCUUCACUUACAUCGCCCUCCUGCUGGUCUUAGCAGUGUGCCUCCUGUCUGAGGGGCAGAGGCUUUAUCUGCACUGGAGCCAUAAGAUUGGUAUUCUGGUGACUCUCAUGUUCUCUGUCAGUGCCACAGCUGUGCUCUCUGAUUUGUGGAGCAAAGAAUGGCAGACAUUUCUCCUCUCAUUUCAGAUGACUGCACCGUAUCUGCAUUUGGGUGGAGUCUCACUGAUGACAGUCCUGUCUUGGCCAAUAGCUUUGCACUUCUUUCGAAUGAAUAAGAAAGUCAGGCAGGUGGCUCUUCUGGGCUUGUUUCUGGCCGUUCUCUUUGCUUUAUACCUGGUUCCUCUGGGCAUGUACUCCCCCUGUAUUAAAGAAGAGGGCAAGCUGGGCCCGGCACCCAUUCUCAUCGGGCACAGAGGAGCACCUAUGCUCGCCCCCGAAAAUACACACCUGUCCUUCCAGAAGGCUGUGGAGGCUGGAGGAGAGGGCCUGGAGACAGAUGUGAUCAUCAGUUAUGAUGGAGUCCCAUUCCUCAUGCACGACAGCACGCUGAGAAGAACAACCAAUGUGCGCAAAGUGUUUCCUAACCGAACAGACACUCCAGCUGCAAUGUUCACCUGGGAGGAGCUGGAGAUGCUUAAUGCUGGAAACUGGUUUCUGCAGAGGGAUCCAUUUGGUACAGCAUCAUCUCUGCAACCAGAUGUUCGUGCCCAGGUAGAAAACCAGACAGUGCCCACACUGAGAGAGUUUCUUGACCUAGCAGCGAAGCACAAGAGUCUUGUGAUCUUCGACCUGCGUCGGCCACCUCUGGGCCACCCGUACAGAAACACGUGGAUCUCUCGAACCCUGGAGGUUCUUCAUAAUGAGUCCUCCAUCAACUCCAGUCAGGUGCUGUGGCUGCCAGCAGAUCAGAGGGAUCUGGUGCAAGAGCUGGACCCGGAUCUGCAGCAGACAUCUGGGCACAAAGGCUCCAUCGAGGAGCUGCGGGAGGACAACAUCGUACGGCUUAACUUGCACUACAGCUCCAUGUCCCAGGAGCAGAUCAGUAAAUACGCCUCAGUCAACAUCAGCACUAAUUUGUAUGUGAUCAGCCAGCCAUGGCUGUACUCUCUGGCUUGGUGUGCAGGAGUUCAUUCAGUCACCACCAAUGCACCACACCUCCUCAAAAGACUCAGCAAGCCCAUCUUCCUCUUGACUCCUCAUGAGUACAGUCUGAUGUGGACUCUAGCAGACAGUGUGUCUGCCAUCCUCAUCAUAGCUGUAUUCAUAUUCCACUGGUGGAGAGAAAGAGGUUUGCCAUUCUGGUCAGGUAGCAGGCAGGUGCAUGAGAAUGGACUCUACAGCAAGUUUAGGACCGAAAUGAGUGAUGUCUGGUCCAUCUCCAGCCUCAGUGUACGAGGGGAGGGACGGACUGGGCCCACCACAACAAACCUGCCCACCAUCACAGAAGAACCACCAGUCUAAGAGGAAUAAGGGAUGAUUUAAAAAAAAAAGUAAUGCUGCUUACAUAAAUCAACCAUCCAACUUCGCUGAUGAGGUUUCCUUUCUGGAUAAGGUGCUGAUUCAGAUCACUACUUCAUCUACUACCACUACUGUGUAGCUACAUCUGAGGCAACCAGCAUGUUCUCCAUGAAAACCACAAGAAACACCAGCACUUCAUAAGUGUUUUUGUUCCACCUGUGCCAUUAUGAACUCCUUAAAGUUGUAGCAAAUGAAUCUAGACACACAACCUGCAGAGACGAUGCUUUAGAGGUCUGCUUCAAUAAAAGCAGUUUAUAGUACAUGUUCAGAAUCAGCACCAGAAAAACCUGUGGGUGUUUUUUGUUUAUGCUUAUAAUUUAGGGCUUCUCACUGAAUGUAGCUUAUCAACAGGCUACAUUGUGCAACAGGCUACAUUGUGCAUCAACAGGCUACAGUGCAUUGUGUACUAGUGCAGGGCAGCCUAUUAUUUUUGCUUCUGUACAGUGGACAAGAGAUAAAAUGACAUAAAUAUAUGCAUUUACUUGCAGUCUAUUACUAGUUGCUUUCACUGUGAGGCAACAUCAGAGUUUGGUCAUGUGUGUCAGGAGCGCAUUCAUACCUUCAGACCAUCAAUAGAACAUUCAAAGACAAUCAGGUCCAAACUAUCCUAGAGAAUCAGACGGGUUUAAAGUCACCCAGAACUCUGUAGUGUGUUUCUUUCAUUAGGUGUGAAAAUGGUCACCAAAUGCAUCGUUUAAGAUAUAUAAAGCUUAAACAAUAGAACAGUCAAGCUCAUGUCUUACAGAAAAUACCAGUAUUUCCAGGUGUUUAUUUAUACCAGAAAAAAACCAAACCAGCAGUGUGCAGACCUGAUAUAAAUAUACAGUAGAUAUUAUUAAUAAUACUAGCCUUUAGCUCAUGCAUUUGAUGAAAC
Molecule: messenger RNA, 2907 nt
Organism: Trichomycterus rosablanca
Lineage: Eukaryota; Metazoa; Chordata; Actinopteri; Siluriformes; Trichomycteridae
Gene: gdpd4a
Product: glycerophosphodiester phosphodiesterase domain containing 4a
Exons: 16
Coding region: 162-1976 (604 amino acids)
Biological process (GO): lipid metabolic process
Cellular component (GO): membrane
Molecular function (GO): glycerophosphodiester phosphodiesterase activity
Source: RefSeq, a predicted model, not a curated record